This is a messenger RNA of Amoebophrya sp. A120, 3313 nucleotides long. Lineage: Eukaryota; Dinophyceae; Syndiniales; Amoebophryaceae. The record is from the annotation of a GenBank genome assembly.
CUUGAGCGAAUGCUUAUGCUAUGAGUAUGAAGCGACUACAUUUGUAUCAGGAAAAAUAAAAGGAAAUGAAGCAAACCGGUGUUGAAAGGUAAGCGAAGGGAAAAUGGAUUUUUUCUGCUGGCCUUUGCGCCAAUAAACGCGAUCGCAAACGACGACAUCUGUGAGCCGUGGCCGCAUUUUCCUCCUUCAUCCACGCUCAGUUGCGUCACGACACCAUGCGGGUCGUCGCGAAAAAGUCUUCGCGGUCCCUCGCGUGCUCCGCGAUUGGGGCUACUACAAUGCAGCACGAUAGCACAACGACGUUUGUGCAAGGCUUUGAGCCCCCCGGCGGAGCGUCUUCCUCCUCUCCCGACGAUGGGGGCGACGAGGUGACCUAUUUGCCCUUCCACCAGGGGGAGAAAGGUGGGGAGACGGAAGCGUUAUCAUGUGUGAAAACGUACGUACCUACUGCGACCCUAUACUAGUCAAGCUGGAGUGGAAGGAUCUACUGCUAGAUAAAUCCAGAAGUUACGCAUGAAAGAUCUGGUGAUGCAGUGUAGUCGUGCCUACUUAGUGUGGUGUCCAGCCGCUUGGGAACUCAGUUUCUUACCCUGACGAUGAAGCAUGACAGAGUGUUCCCAACAAGAAGCCCUAGAAGUCACUUCUAGAAAAUAGGUGUCAUGGGGAUGCGCAUGCGACAUAAUCCACGCACACACACUCUGGGCAUGCGGAUCUGUAUAGAGGAAUAUCGUGUGCGUGUGGGUACGUAGUUUUACCCAGGAUAAUCGUCCUUUUCCUUCGACGCGACGGGUGGAGCCGGUACGAGAGUGCGAUUCUCCCUCUUCGCCCUCAUCUGUCAUGCAAAAUAUUACGAGGCCCACCGCCACCUCCACGUCCACUGUUUGCUUUGUGGUACUCUUUGCGGCACGACCACAAUUCGUGUGAAUUUGUCACGCAGGAGCUGACAAUUUUGUUGCUAUCAUGCAUGCCGUGCAAAUGGAAACGAGGGUACGGGGGAGUUGUCUCCUCUCACAGCCGUCCCAACGGACGCGCUCGCGGAAGAGCAAGAAGCCGGGAAGAUGAUGAAUACCGCGAAAAAUACUAAUCCUGCGUUGCGCGGCAGCGUCGGGGCGGGCGUGGAGCAACGGAGCACAGCAAGCGUAAACUACUCGGGACAGCGAACCUCCGAAGGAGUGAAAACGCAUGAGGGCAGGGAAGCGGGAAACGCUCCGGAGACCGCGUUUCUAGAGGUCGAUAUCGUGAUUCAAAAAUUCUGUUUCCCUUGGUACUAGUUGUAGCACUGGCUGUUUUCUCCUGAUGAUGGAACGAAGAAAAUUAUUCUACUGCGUGAUUUCUUUUCACGCGAACACACCACCGGAAAAGCCUGGUAUACAGAAGACAUGUGUAAUAUGUGUAUUGGAUACCAAUCAUAUCAACUAGGCGAUAGUCAGGAGAAUAUGUCUUCUCGUGCAACUUGGAAUGGUUCAUUGUGCCUCUCUUUCAUGUUGUUCGGAAUGUACGGAGGUUCGUAUUGAUUAAUGUUUCUGUGGGUUAUUACUUGGGCGGAAAUUUAAAUUUUUGAGCAUGAUAUCGAAGCCGGAGGAAAGCGACGGAGGCGUUGUUGUGACCAAGAGAACACGCAAGGAGAAGGGCUCCUCCGGCUCCGACAACGACGGGAAAGACGAGGCCGUGAGCGAAGAUUAUGGGAGGCAAGGUUGAGUUAAACCUCCACAAGAACUCUUGCUUAGUCCUUAGCGAGGCUUGUCAUGCUGUUUUGCUGUGGCACAUUUUCUAGGCUACUUAGUCUGAGCAUGAAAAGGGCGGGGGACAGGCAGACUAGCUCGGUUUUUCGCGAGUCUUCCUCCUCUUGCGCCCCUGUCACGUAUGAGAAUCCGUAUGACCACUUUUGCUCUUCAAUUUAACCCAAAAUUUUGCAGGUGGACUUGCAUCUAUAUGCUCGCUCAGCUACCUUGUGUCUUAGAGACGAUUUUACAAAGCAAUAUGAGAACACCCUGCGUGACCGUCUGUGGCCUCACUGGUAUGGGGAGAAGGCCUGUAUUGUGGAAAGUACUUGACCCAUUUGUUUCGCAUAGCCGGGUUAUGAACAGGUGGAGCUUAUUUGCCGCCUACAACGGGGUUCUAUGGAAUGCAAAUUCAUUGAAAUUAUCAGCUGAAGGAAAUACAGUAUGAACUUGUAUGUAGACUUUUUCUGAGUUAGUCUCUGACGGAUCUCACUCGACGCGUUUGUGUUGCGGGAAUUAUCUAACAAGUAGAGUAAGCAUGCUGCAAGCUUUUGAAGAGAAGUGGUGAUCGAGCUCACGAUGCGCAAUGUGAUACGCAAACUCAAUUUCAUUUCGCAUCAUGCUCUUUUCCCAAUCCAAAGCGGAUAACGUUAACGACGCAUUGCAUCUGCAUACCGUAAGGAGCAGUUCAACAGAGUCUUCGGCCCAACAACACCGGAAGAGGAGGAUCAUACCCGACUGAAAUCCUCACUCCCUCCGAUGUGGGAAGUGAUACUCUACUACGACGUUUGUUUACGUUUAUCUUUAUUGCACGCACAUAUUUUUAUGGGUCAAACAAAUAGUUAGUGGAACAAGGACAAGGUUCUUCCCACCCGCGGGUAGGGAGUGUUGCCGCUUGAUAGCAGCGACAGGAGAGCCAGGAAAACCAGGGGCAGAACAGCAGAAUGAAGAGAAAGACGAGAAGAAGAGGAAAAAAAAAAAUAAAAAGGAUAGAAAAGGUAGCAAAUCUGCUAGUGUGUGAAGAGUAAUAGUUGAGAAAUAGAGUUGGUGGACGAAGUUGACUGUGCAUCGAAAUAGUCAAAUGUGUUGGGUCGAAAACGAAAUAUAAACCUGUAGCGAUAUUGGAACGUAGGGACACUUGAGCUGUCUUCACAAGGCGCGCUCCCCACUUCUGCAGGUCAGUCUUGCUAUGAAUCAAUAUUUCAGCACAUUCAAGAAUACUUUUACAAAACCAAACAAGGUGCUGGCAAUGGGAAUGGCGAGGAGAAUCCGGUUAAGGAGACGCCAUCGAGCAAGGCGAAGUCGAACGACAAGGACAAGGCGAAGUCGAGCGACAAGGACAAGGCGAAGUCGAGCGACAAGGACAGGGCGAAGUCGAAGGCCAAGUCGAGGGGGAAGUAGCCGAAACGGGGUUAAUAGUAUGAAAUCGCGCCCAGCACCAUGUCGUGAAGUGAGAAGGAGCGGCAAGGGAGACCUUUCAUAUCUAAGUAGCGCAAGAACAACAAGAAUACAGCGUCGUCUGUGCGACAACAGCACAGGGAGCUUUUUGGAUAUCUAUUAGCGGCCUCUACCACUCCUGGUGAACAAGCUAC